Molecule: messenger RNA, 3031 nt
Organism: Mangifera indica (mango)
Lineage: Eukaryota; Viridiplantae; Streptophyta; Magnoliopsida; Sapindales; Anacardiaceae
Product: DNA topoisomerase 3-alpha
Exons: 24
Coding region: 9-2870 (953 amino acids)
Biological process (GO): DNA topological change
Cellular component (GO): nucleus
Molecular function (GO): DNA topoisomerase type I (single strand cut, ATP-independent) activity; DNA binding; zinc ion binding
Source: RefSeq, a predicted model, not a curated record
UCUAGUUCAUGUCUGCCCUCGAUUCAACUCUGCCUUGGCGGGAAAAGCCCUCGAAUCACGGUCACAAAACCCCCAAUUUCGAACGCAGCCAAACAAUACCAAACUUUCUCCACUUACCCGUCGCCGCCAUGUCUGGGGGAGGCCGUAUAAUAAACGUCCUUAACGUGGCAGAGAAGCCGUCAGUGGCGAAGUCGGUGGCCGGAAUCCUUUCUCGAAACCACGGUCUGCGAGUGCGCGAGGGACGGUCACGCUACAACAAGAUAUUCGAGUUCAGUUACGCGAUUCGUGGACAGUCCUGUCACAUGCUUAUGACGUCCGUUACUGGACACCUCAUGGAACUUGAGUUCGAGGAUCGUUAUCGUAAAUGGCACUCUUGUGACCCCGUCGAUCUCUACGAAGCCCCCGUACGGAAAUUCGUCCCCGAGGACAAGAAGGAUAUCAAGAGGACAUUGGAGGAGGAAGCAAGGAGGUGUAAGUGGCUAGUUUUAUGGCUUGAUUGUGAUAGAGAAGGAGAAAACAUAGCAUUUGAGGUGAUUGACGUUUGUAGAGCAGUGAAUUCUCAUCUUGUUAUACGAAGGGCUCGGUUCUCUGCAUUGAUUGACAGGGAAAUCCAUCAGGCAGUGCAGAAUCUUGUUGAUCCUAAUGAGUGGUUUUCUGAUGCUGUGGAUGCUAGGCAAGAAAUCGAUCUCCGGAUUGGUGCUUCUUUUACCAGGUUCCAGACUAUGCUUUUGAAAGAUAAGUUUCAUAUUGAUUUAGCUACUGAUGACAAAAAUCUUGUUUUGAGUUAUGGUCCUUGUCAGUUUCCGACACUUGGUUUUGUUGUGGAACGCUAUUGGGAGAUACAAUCACAUGAACCAGAAGAGUUUUGGACAAUCAAUUGUUCUCAUAAAUCAGAUGAAGGCGUUGCUUCUUUCAAUUGGAUGCGUGGACAUCUAUUUGAUUAUACUUGUGUAGUCAUAAUUUAUGAAAUGUGUGUUCGAGAGUCUACUGCCAUUGUCACAAAUGUUAGGCAACAGGAGAAGUUGAAGUAUCCUCCGUACCCUUUGAGUACUAUUGAACUAGAGAAACGUGCUUCAAGAUACUUUCGGAUGAGUUCUGAACACACCAUGAAGGUGGCUGAAGAUUUAUAUCAAGCUGGUUUUAUUAGCUAUCCUCGUACAGAGACUGAUGGCUUUUCUAGUAGGACUGAUUUGCAUACAAUUGUGCAAGAACAACAAGGGCAUCCUCUGUGGGGAUCGUAUGCUCAACGCUUGUUGGACCCUGAGGCAGGUCUAUGGAGAAAUCCUGGUAGUGGUGGACAUGAUGACAAAGCCCAUCCACCCAUUCACCCAACAAAAUUUUCUGCUGGGGAAUCUGGUUGGAGUCAAGAUCACCAUAGAUUGUAUGAAUUGGUUGUUCGCCAUUUUCUGGCUUGUGUAUCACAGCCAGCUGUUGGGGCUGAAACUAUUGUUGAAAUUGACAUUGCUGGUGAGCAAUUUUCUGCAUGUGGGAGGAUGAUAUUAGCUAAAAAUUACUUAGAUGUUUAUCGCUUUGAAUCAUGGGGAGGUUCAAUGAUCCCAACUUAUGCCCAUGGACAACAGUUCAUCCCAACAACAUUGACUCUUGAUUCAGGGGUCACUAGACCACCACCUCUUUUAAGUGAAGCUGAUUUACUAAGUUGUAUGGACAAGGCGGGCAUUGGAACAGAUGCAACGAUGCAUGAUCACAUAAAGAAGCUCCUUGAUAGGUUUUAUGCAACAAAGGAUGCAAACACACGCUUCUCACCAACUAAUCUUGGGGAGGCGCUAGUUAUGGGGUAUGAUGACAUGGGGUAUGAGUUGUGGAAGCCAAAUCUCAGAUCAAUGAUGGAAAAUGACAUGAAAGAAGUUAGUGUAGGUAAUAAAAGUAGAGUUGAAGUUUUGGCAACUUGCUUGCAACAAAUGAAGGCCUGCUUUUUAGAUGCGAGGAUGAAAAAAGCAAAACUCAUAGAAGCAAUGGGAAUUUUCUUUGAGAGAUCUGGUGGUGAUGAGCAGCGAGCAAUUGGGGAAGUUGUUCGUCGAUGUGGUAUUUGCCAAGAAUCAAAUAUGGUGCUUAGGCAAAACAAGGAUGGCAAUUUCAUGGUUGGAUGUGUGGCUUAUCCACAGUGCAGGAAUGCUGUUUGGCUCCCUGGAUCUAUAUCAGAAGCAGCUGUAACCUCUAACGCUUGCAACUCUUGCACUCCUGGUCCAGUUUACCUGAUUCUAUUCAAGUUUCGUCAGCAUGAAAUACCACCUGGCUUCAGUGCCACCCAUUUGGGCUGCAUUGGUGGUUGUGAUGAGACACUUAGACAGCUAAUAGAAAUUUGUGGAACUGGUUCACGAAUUCCAGCAAGAGGGCGAGGACCUACUGUAUCUUCUGGUAAUGUUCAACAAAGUAACACUUGGCAGCGUACUUGCAUUUACUGCCAGCAAACAGGGCAUACUUCAAGUGAUUGCCGUUCACAGUUUUCAGGCUCUCGAAACAAUCACUCUAGAGCAAUGAACAUGCAAAGUGGAGAGUCUUCUAUGCAAUGUACAACUUGUGGAACUACAUGUGUUUUGCGAACUGCUAAUACAGCAAAUAACAAGGGAAGGAGGUUCUAUUCAUGUCCAUUACUAGAGUGCAAUUUCUUCGCAUGGGAAGAUGACUUCGACAGUGGCACAAGGGGAAGGAGUAAUCCACAUGCAAACAUCAGUGGCUUAGCAUCUACUACAAGCAGGAGAGGUGGUCGUGGCAGUGGCAGUCGAAGUGUAGGACAUGCUUUAGAUAUGACUUUUGUGUCAGUUACAGGUGAUCCCAUAUCUGGUAGAAGGUGUUAUGUCUGUGGUGAUCCAUCACAUUUUGCUAACGUCUGCCCAAACCGUGGUACUUGAUGAUCAUGAAAUAGACAUCUUCAACAUCCCAUUUGCUUGUUUAAAGUUUGGUGUUGUUCUUUGCUAGAGAAAACUAGGUACAUUACCAAACCUACAGAAUCGUAAAUAAAGUAUUUAUUGGAAUGUGAUCCUGGUUUAUUAUUUGGUAAAUCUGCUUCUUA